AUGGGAAAAGUCUGGCCAGGCGAAAUAUUAGAGUACACGGAUGACUGCCUAGAAGGACAUGGAAUAUAUAAAGAAUUAGACAGUAAAAAUGAAGAAAUAUUUGUUUCUAGCAUAGCAGGCACUGUAAAACAAGUAGAUAGACUAAUAACAGUUGAAGCAAAUACGUACUGGUAUACUCCUGGGGUAGGAGAUAUUGUAGUAGGAAGAGUCACUGGCAUAGCAAAUAAAAGAUGGUACAUUGAGAUAAACUCAAGACAGGAGGCAAUUUUACUCCUUAAUGCGAUCAGUCUCAUAGGGAAUGUUCAGAGAAGAAAGGGUGAAUUAGAUGAAAUAAUGAUGACUGAGUACUACAGCAUAGGAGACAUUGUAAUAGCAGAGGUGCAGUCAACAGGGAAUAAAAUACAAUUGCACACAAGAAGUUCCAGAUAUAGAAAGAUAUCCUUUGGGGUUCUGAUUAAGCUAGAGAAUAUAUCAUCUGAGAAUGGAGUGCAGUACCACAAGGAGAAGAUCAAUGGGAAAGAGGUUGAAAUAGUCAUAGGCAAGAAUGGAUAUGCUGUAGUACAUAGUGAUGAUCACACUGCUCAUGCAGAGAUAAAGGAAGUGGCACUAUCACUAUCCAACUAUACAUAA
Molecule: messenger RNA, 630 nt
Organism: Nematocida ausubeli
Lineage: Eukaryota; Fungi; Microsporidia
Exons: 1
Coding region: 1-630 (209 amino acids)
Biological process (GO): U4 snRNA 3'-end processing; exonucleolytic trimming to generate mature 3'-end of 5.8S rRNA from tricistronic rRNA transcript (SSU-rRNA, 5.8S rRNA, LSU-rRNA); CUT catabolic process
Cellular component (GO): cytoplasmic exosome (RNase complex); nuclear exosome (RNase complex)
Molecular function (GO): RNA binding
Source: RefSeq, a predicted model, not a curated record